This is a messenger RNA of Amphimedon queenslandica, 2115 nucleotides long. RefSeq lists its product as uncharacterized. The record is from RefSeq and is a predicted model, not a curated record. The transcript is spliced from 10 exons. The coding region runs from base 250 to 1980 and encodes 576 amino acids. NCBI's taxonomy places the organism in Eukaryota, Metazoa, Porifera, Demospongiae, Haplosclerida, Niphatidae. Gene Ontology annotation, molecular function: protein binding.
CCUUUCGUGAAGGCUGCAUAAGAUGUUAAAUGUAUGUAAAAUAUUUUGAUGCUUAUAGUGCCUUCACAAUAGUUCCGUUUAGAGUGAAGUAGUGCGGGGUCAGUGUACCCUCCUCUCACUCAGGCGCCCCGGGCCAACUAAAAUUUGUCAAUUUUCAUACGUGUGUUUAGUUUACGGGGGUGUUUCAAAAGACUUAUUAUCCUUCUUUUUUCUCUACUAUACGACCCUACUUCUAAACCCGUUCUUGUCAUGAUAGCCUUUUGUUUAUAUAUUUUAAUAGGCCUGUCUUCGUUCCGAUGUCACUCUGAAGCUUCUAUCAUUACAGUGCCUCCAGUAUCAGUAACAGUUCCUCCUCUUACAACACCAACAUUUAAUUGUAAAGGAACUGGUGACAUAUUGAAUUGGUGGAUUCAAAGUGCUCCACUAACUGACUCCGUUGCACAACAAAGAGAAAUAACAGUCAUUACAACCAAUAAUAAUAAUAAUGAUUACUCAUCAGUACUGACAGUAAAUGCUAUACCUAUUAAUAAUGAUUUGCAAAUUGGGUGUGAAGUUAUUACUUUCGAUCCUUUUAACCGUACUGUAUCAAAUAGUGAACUAGCUAUCAGAGGUGUAUCAUUGGUUCAAAAUCUUAAAUAUAAUUUUGCUACAAAUAAUUCAUUAUUAAUAACAUGGACACGCCCUGUCUAUUUCUCUGAUGAUGUCCCUGCUGGAUCUCCUAUUACCUAUCAUGUAUUAGUUACUGAUGAGGAAGAUGAAGAUAUCAUACUGGAUACAAUUACACCUAAUACAAUUGUUACAGUUCCCAAUAUUACAGAAUGUGAUACAUUUAACAUCAGUGUAACAGCACUAGUGGGUCAAUAUAAAUCAGUUAAUAAUACUAUCAGUAAAUAUAAUGGAAGUUAUAGUGUCAAUGUUACUGAGGAUUCAAUAAAAAGUGUUUCUAUUGAGGUUAGCUCCAUGCCAUCACCACAUUGUGAGAGAAAACUGUUUGUUAAAGAUGAACAUGAUGGUUCUGUACUGGUUAAUGAUGAAGUACUUAGUGCUGAUAAUAAAAGUGUCUCAUUAAAACCUCAUAAAAAAUAUCGAUUGAAAACUGAAGUUAAGAACUUGAGGGAUAAAGUUAAAGAUAUCAAAUACACCAAUAUAUCUACAUACAAUGUACAAGACCUGCUAUUAUCUACAUAUACCAAUGGAUCAGUUAGUGUACAGUGUGUGUUUGUAUCAGGAUCAACUGCUGAUGGAUGUCAUGUUACUUUUACACACACAGCUAGUGGAAGAAAUGAAUCCUUUACUAUAAUUGGAUUAGAUAAUAGUGCACUGAUAUCUUUAUCAGCCAGUGGAGUGUAUAAUGUAACUGCUUAUGAUAUGGACACUGUUAAUGAAUAUGAACCUGCUGUUUAUUAUCCUACACUGGUUGAAAUUGUUAACAUGUUGCUCCCUGCCUCCGCCUCAUUUAUUAUUAUGAGUGAAAGUACUACUCCUCCUACUCAGUCUACUAUCAGUAUUACUGUUAGUCCUACAGUCAUUGUUACACCUGGAAUUGGAACCACCUCAUCAACAAGAGAAAAUGAUACCAAUAACAUUGUACAUGUUGUGGCUGGUACUGUCAGUGGUAGUGUACUGGUGAUGUUGAUCAUAUUAGUAGUAUGUGUUGGUAUCACUGUUUAUAAGAGGAAAAUCAUGAAGUUACGAGUAUUGAUACGUUCUGACUUUGCUACUAUUCAAGAACCACAAACUGAGACCAAUCCUUAUCAAGAUGUUCAUGAGUUGAGAAAUGAAGGUCCUAUUGCCAUAUUACCUGUACUAUUAAUGAGUAACAGAUCAAUAGAUGAGGAGAAUCCCUAUCAUGUUACUAGGAGUGAGUUUCUGUGUGACAAUCAUCACACCAUUCCUUCACACAAUGUUGAGGUAAGUGUUAUAGUAUCAUGUGACUAUUAUAACAAUAGUACUGUUGUAAUAAUAAUGAUGCCACAAUAAUGCAAUAAGUGUAGUGAUGCAUGUAGAAUUAGUAAUGUUCUACCAUGCCUAGUUGUAAUUGACCAAUCAGAUUGCUUGGUUGUAGGUUCAUAAAUAACUAACUUACCUCUGAUUUCCCGGGAGGUUAAUAAAUAA